This is a messenger RNA of Chenopodium quinoa (quinoa), 2046 nucleotides long. Its product is annotated as zinc finger BED domain-containing protein RICESLEEPER 2-like. The record is from RefSeq and is a predicted model, not a curated record. Bases 1 to 2046 code for a protein of 681 amino acids. Lineage: Eukaryota; Viridiplantae; Streptophyta; Magnoliopsida; Caryophyllales; Amaranthaceae. Gene Ontology annotation, molecular function: protein dimerization activity; DNA binding. The transcript is spliced from 3 exons.
AUGCAAAUACCCAAUGCUGAAUUGGAGGAGGAGGACAAUGUUGAAGAAGGGGUACCCAUUAACAACCAAUCAGAGACAAAUAAGGAAGAUGUAUCCCAACAUGCUAAGAGAGCAAGGACAUCUGAAGUAUGGAAAGACUUUGACGAACCUUUUCUCGUAAGUGGAAAACGGAAAACUAAAUGUAAGCAUUGCAAAAGAAUUUUUAGUUUUCCUAAAUCUGGUUGUACAAGUCAUUUAAUACGUCAUGCUUCUACUUGUUUACCAAAAAAAAAUUUAUUGAAAAAACAAUCUAUACUAAACUUUUUGCCAUCUUAUUCAAGUGCGGGUACACCUGAUUUUGAAUUUAUUAGUGCUUUGCAUAAUGGCAAACUUGAUAUGUUGAGUAUGAUAAAAGAGAUUGCAGAUUGGAUUAUAAUGUAUGAGAAACCAUUUUUUGUUGUAGAAGAAGUAGGGUUCAAUAUGAUGUUAAAGAGGGGAAUACCACAAUGGAAAAGUGUAUCAUGUCAUACUAUAAGAAAUGAUGCAUUUAAAGCUUAUGAUAUUGAUAAAAAGAAGUUGAAAGAAACCUUAAAAGAUGUGGAUAGGAUUUCUCUAACCACGGAUUUAUGGCGUUCAAGACCACAAAGGAUUGAGUACAUGGUUCUUACGGGUCAUUAUGUUGAUCGUGAUUGGAAAUUACAAAAGCGAGUGUUGAGCUUUGUACAUAUACCUCCUCCUCGAAAGGGAAAAGACAUAGCAAAUUGCAUAUUUAAGUGUUUAAAGGAAAGGGACAUUGAAAACAAAGUCUUCACGGUAUCAGUUGACAAUGCCACCGCAAAUGAUUCAAGCAUACAAAUCAUGAGAGACACUUUCUCACAUACUAAGAGGUUGAUUUGUGGGGGAAAAUUGUUCCAUGUUCGUUGUUAUGCACAUAUUCUUAACAUCAUGGUGCAACAUGGUCUCAAACAAGUCAAAUCAAUCAUUAAGAAUGUUCACGAUUAUGUUGAUUACCUUAAUGGAAGUGAGGCAAGAUUAAUAAAGUUUUGUGAGAUUGUCCAACAAUUUAAUCUCAAAGAGAGGAAACUAAUUCUUGAAUGCAAGACCCGAUGGAAUUCAACAUAUGAUAUGCUUGCUUGUGCUAUCAAAUUUAAGGAUGUAUUUUCUAGACUUGCUUUAGAGGAUAAUGAGUAUGUUUAUUGUCCUAGUGCCGAUGAGUGGUUGAAAAUUGAAAAAUUGCUUGAUAUCCUAAAGGUGUUUUAUGAUACUACUAAUAUUAUCUCGGAAUCAGAAUAUCCUACUUCUAAUUUUUUUUUGUCCGAGGUAUAUUACAUUAAAGAAAUGUUGGAUAGAAUUUAUGAUGCCCCUGAUAUGUUUGUUAAAGAUAUGGUCAAAAAUAUGAAAGAAGGGUUUGAUAAGUAUUGGGGUGAAUGCAAUUUGAUCAUGGCUAUUGGUGGAAUUUUAGACCCUCGUGUAAAAAUGAAGGUUGUUGAAAUUACUUUUCCUACAAUGUUUCCUUCAGAUAAAGUUAGGGAUAAUAUACAUAAAGUUAGAGAUACUUUGUUUGAGUUGUAUGAUGAGUAUUAUAAUAUGUAUCCCCCUUUGAUGGAGGAAUUUGGUGAAUGUGAAAACGGUACUUCAAAAACUAACAUGGGGCCAAGUCUUCAUGGGAUGUCUAGAAUUUUACAAGUUGUAAGAAGUAGGCAAACAUCUCAACCUAGGAAAUCAGAAGUAGAGUUGUACCUUGAGGAAGAAACUUAUAUUGAUGAAGGAAAUAGCCCAACUAAGUUUGAUGUCUUGCAUUGGUGGAAAGAAAGAGCUAAAAAAUAUCGCAUUUUGUCUAAAGUGGCUACGGAUGUUUUAGCUAUUCCUAUUACAACCGUUGCUUUUGAGGCUACUUUUAGUGCUGGAAGUUGGGUUAUUGAUCCUUAUCGAGCUUCACUGCUUCCCGAAACCGUACAAAUGCUAAUAUGCACCGGAGAUUGGCGUAGGUCUCUUUUUGGAGUAAAAAGAAAGAACAAAAAUGUUGAUGAAGAUGAGCUAAAGGAAAUCACUCUUCCAAUUCCUUAG